AUAUAUAUCUAACCCGAGAAUCGAGUUAUUGGUGGAGGAAUUUUCUAGCCCAAAUGCAAAAGGAUACAUAUAAUGGCGACCGUGUUCGUUUGGAUCUUUCUAUGGCUACUGCUCAGUUUCGAACUCAGUGACGAAACUUCAUUUUAUCAUGAAGCCAUGACGACGACGGAUGCCUCCAACUUCAGCCUAGCGAUUGGUUCAAAGUCCAACAACGCCGUCGAAACAGCCGCCUUCGCAAUCAGCCUCAUGAUAGCCGGUCUGGGUCUACUUGGCAACGGUCUGAUAAUUGUACUCUUCUGUCUAAACUGGAAUCUAACUCGCACCCUGACGAGCCUUUACAUCUUCCACCAGUCUAUCAUCGACUUCGUCAGCUCGAUGAUGUUUGCCGCCCUGCAGCUCGAUACGUGGCGCCCUCUCCUCUCAGUCGGUGGUUGGGUAGAGGACCUCUCAUGCAAGGUGUGGUACUCCAAGGCGUUGUUCUGGUCUUUGCUCCACAUCUCUACCAUCAACCUCGUACUCGUGACCAUAGAGCGUUACAUCUCGGUGCUCCAUCCCAUCUUCCGACUUAACCACUUCACCAGACGCAAGGCAAAGCUGACCAUGCUCUUGGCGUGGCUGAUCGGUUUGACCUAUCAAUCCUACUGGAUGGUCAUCUCAAAGGGUGACCAGGGUCAGUGCUACCAGGAGUUCCCCAGUGAUGCCCUGCAGAAUGUCUUCGGUGGCCUGACGCUACUUGUGGAAUACCUCAUCCCACUCUCAAUCAUGUCUUUCGCUUACGUCCGCAUCAUAGCUCGACUCAAGAAACUUGCCAAAUAUGGCGAGCGAAGGCGCCGAUAUUCUACCACGACGAUGACUCCCAGUAAAAGACGAGGUAAUAAGAGUUCACCUUACAAACUCCGGGUGCGAUGCCGCAGCGGCCCCACACAACUGAUGCUGGUCAAGGCCCGGCGCAACGUCACCAAGACCCUCUGCCUAGUCUUCGCCACGUACGUAAUCUGUUGGACGCCAGUAGAGAUCGAGUACAUCAUAUACAGCGUUGGGAUCGCCUACCACCACCAGAACAUCGGGCAGAGCGUGACCACAUCCAUACUGAUGGGCAACAUGUGUGUAAACCCGUUCAUAUACGCAGCAAAGUACCGCCAGAUUCAAAUGGCUGCCAAGCGCACGUGGAAUAAGUUGCUCUGUCGGCAUACGUCCAAUGUGCCGUUUCCGCCCUCACCGUCUAUCUAA
Asterias rubens (European starfish) is the source of this 1230-nucleotide messenger RNA. RefSeq names its product delta-type opioid receptor-like. The transcript has 3 exons. Gene Ontology annotation, molecular function: G protein-coupled receptor activity. Gene Ontology annotation, cellular component: membrane. Gene Ontology annotation, biological process: G protein-coupled receptor signaling pathway. Bases 73 to 1230 code for a protein of 385 amino acids. NCBI's taxonomy places the organism in Eukaryota, Metazoa, Echinodermata, Asteroidea, Forcipulatida, Asteriidae. The record is from RefSeq and is a predicted model, not a curated record.